GCCAAUUUAUGUAUAUGUUCAUCGUCAUGAAGUACGCAGCAUGGGUACCAACUUAUCCCUCCUCUUACUGGACAUCGCACGCUGCUGCAUAGAAUACUGUGAUACUUGAUCUGGACAAGCAGAAGUCCCCAUGAGAGUCGCAAAAAUCUCGAACAUCACAGGCAUACCCUCGACGUCAGCUGGAAAUCACGACACGGCCCCGUCCGCCUACAUAAGCGAAACACCUACGCCACCAUCGAUGUCCUAUAAAACUCUUCACUCAAGAUGCAGGGCUUCAACAUGGGACGUUACGUCCCACCGGACGUCGAAGGCACCAUCACCGGAAACAAGCUGCAUGGCAAGCACCCCCAGGGAUCCCGCGCCCGUCACGGCGGCGGCGCCCUCACGGUCCGCUUCGAGAUGCCCUUCCCCGUCUGGUGCGAGGGCUGCCCCCAGGAGACCCUCAUAGGCCAGGGCGUACGCUUCAACGCCAUCAAGCGCCGUGUCGGCAACUACCACAGCACGCCAAUCUUCUCCUUUGCGAUCAAGCAUCCCGCAUGCGGCGGCGACAUUGAGAUCCGCACGGAUCCCCAAAAUACAGAUUACGUCGUCGUCAGCGGCGGCAGGCGGAGGGAGCCUGGUAUGAGGAGUCAGGAGGGCGAGAGUCUGGUGUCGGCAGCGGAUCUGGCGAGGGCGAGCCUGGCGUCCAUCGACGAGGCCAGGGGCGAGGUCAAGGACGAGAAGGCCAGGGAGGCCGCAUUUGCAAAGUUGGAAAAGACCAUUGCAGACAGGGCGGCUCUCGCCCGCUCGACGAGCCGCGUCGAGGAGCUGGUUGACGUGUCGGCUCGGGCGUGGGACGACCCGUAUUCGCGCAACUCGGAAUUGCGAAAUGCAUUUCGUGCAGGGCGCAAGGAACGGGAAGCCAUCGCCGUCAGCGACGAGGCCCUGAAGGAUAAGAUGAGCCUGGGGGACCAGGUUGUUCUUGGUCCGGAGACCGACUAUGACAGGCGACUCGCCGCUCUGAUGGAUUAUGGCAGUACCGACGGAGCCCGGGACGGAGCCCGGGACGCCGCUGAGAUGGCCAUGAGCAAGCCACUUUUCGGGGAGUCAGGACGUUCUGCAAGCCCAGCACAGUACUCAAAACCCAAAGAGAAAGGCAAGAUUGCCGAUACGGGUGAAACGCCACGGCGGGAGAAGCCUCGGAUGCUCAAGGCGGAGAUUUCCAAAGAAAAGACACGAGAGGGUCUUAUUGGCGCGAUUGCCAUGAACCAAAGGACAGCCACGGAUCCAUUCCUAGAAGGUCUUUGGAGCGAAAAAUCCAAAAGACAACGUAUCAUACCUGGACUGAAGCGAAAGCGGGAUCCUCUCGCAGAUUCCAGCAGCGACGAAGCUACCAGAACUUCAGCGCAUCCCCCAAAGCCACCACAACAAGUGUUGGCCAGGACGGCAUCGCCCGCCUUGGUGAGCUACGACUCGGACCAGGAGGAAUAGCUCACGUUUUGCUGGUCAUGUUUUACAUUCGAUUUGCUACUUGUGAUACCCAGAUAAACUUGUUUCAUUAGGCGUCAUUUCCGACCUGAAAGUCGUUUAGAAACCGUUGCCGGUUGUUACUCUACCGUAACCAAACCCAAGGAGAGUUGAGAAUUCUCAUUCCGUUUUCACUUUGAAACUAUGUGCUUGCUCGUGUCUGGCUGGGCAACUAACUACAAACGCCACACAAACACUACUUUUGAGUGAUGCCCCAGCCCAUCGUGUAGGACUUUUCUACCAGUUGCAUAGCCAACGGCGCCAGAUCGGCACCUCUUUCUCCGCGG
This is a messenger RNA of Pyricularia oryzae 70-15, 1793 nucleotides long. Its product is annotated as coiled-coil domain-containing protein 130. The transcript has a single exon. The record is from RefSeq and is a predicted model, not a curated record. Gene Ontology annotation, biological process: mRNA splicing, via spliceosome. Gene Ontology annotation, cellular component: U2-type spliceosomal complex; post-mRNA release spliceosomal complex. NCBI's taxonomy places the organism in Eukaryota, Fungi, Ascomycota, Sordariomycetes, Magnaporthales, Pyriculariaceae. The coding region runs from base 265 to 1470 and encodes 401 amino acids.